Molecule: messenger RNA, 1290 nt
Organism: Sesamum indicum (sesame)
Lineage: Eukaryota; Viridiplantae; Streptophyta; Magnoliopsida; Lamiales; Pedaliaceae
Product: transcription regulator
Biological process (GO): negative regulation of transcription by RNA polymerase III
Cellular component (GO): nucleus
Molecular function (GO): RNA polymerase III core binding
Source: RefSeq, a predicted model, not a curated record
UAAAUCCACAAAUAGCGACUUCAGUUGUUGAGAAUAGCGCCUUACCAACUUUGAACCCUCGCCAGAAGUCAGAAAUAUCCCAAUCUCACCCGAUAUUCAAAUUGACAAAUAAAUCAUCAAAAUUGAGUGGAUUCCGCAGUUUGGUUCUCAUUUGCUUGCCACCCGUUUAAAUUUCGCUCAAUUAAUUCGAGGAACUCCCGUAGAUUGCUUUUCUUUCCGACGAAUCGGCUAAAAAGGGCAGUAUCUUUAGUGAAGUCGCGGCUUCUAUUGGCAUCCAUCAUGAAGUACUUGGAAUACACUCCUCUUGAACGGAUAAAUGAUUUCUUGAGCCAUGUAAAUCUUGUAGAACGAACUAUCAAAGGAUGCUUGGAGGCUUACUCUUGCAAACAUACGGGAACAGAUAAGAAGCUCUCUCUGAGCCUGGAGAAUGAGAUUCUUGAUCAUCUUGGAAAGUCCUCGGAUACAGACUCUUCUUCACCAGUUGAAUAUCUCUUUAGUAGAUCCAGCCGGAAGACAUUGAUUUAUCUGCUUCUUACUCUCCAUCACAUGUAUCCAGACUAUGACUUCAGUGCAGUGAGAGCCCACGAGUUUUUCACUGAAGAAAGCUGGGACAGUUUUAAACAAAUUUUCGAUGUUUACAUGUUCGAAGCGUCAAAGGAGUGGCUUGAGGAGAAUGAGGGAGGUCCACUGCUAGAGACCUUGUACAAGGCUCUAGAUGAGGUUGUGAAACUAGCAGAAUGUGAAAUCUACAGUUACAGCCCAGACGCUGAAGCUGACCCCUUUCUUGAAAAAGGAGCCAUAUGGUCAUACCAUUUCUUUUUCUACAAUAGAAAGCUCAAGCGGGUCGUAAGCUUUCGGUUUAGCUGUUUAAGCAACUUGGUGAGUGAAGGCUUUUUUGCUGAUGAUUCGAGUUACGAGGAAGAUGGAGAAAUAUUUGAUGGUAUGGACAUAUGAUCAUCAAUUGCUGCAAUCCAAUGAUUAUAUCACUGUAGAAUACCUGUAUCAACCUCUCGUUGCAGUAUCUUGGUUAGUAGCUAGGUUGAUGUAUGUUGUUCUUGGGUUCUGUAAAUAAGUGUUUACACCUCUCCUGUGUAAAUACGGUUAGUGAAGCUCACAUCACUUGUUCUGUUGUGCUCUAGAAAUCUUGUGUCAUCGUCAUUUCUGUAUCAGGCCUGAGGUUUAUCUCAUUAACUUUUAAUUAGAUGGUUGUAUUGUUUGAAUUUUAAACUUGUACUGCCUUGAUCGGCCUUAGUUAAAAUCCUUGGUUGAAAUGGUUUGUUUACAACACUA